This is a messenger RNA of Carassius gibelio (silver crucian carp), 3319 nucleotides long. Its product is annotated as melanocortin receptor 3-like. Gene Ontology annotation, cellular component: membrane. Gene Ontology annotation, molecular function: peptide hormone binding; melanocyte-stimulating hormone receptor activity. Lineage: Eukaryota; Metazoa; Chordata; Actinopteri; Cypriniformes; Cyprinidae. The coding region runs from base 2218 to 3195 and encodes 325 amino acids. The record is from RefSeq and is a predicted model, not a curated record. The transcript has a single exon. Gene Ontology annotation, biological process: G protein-coupled receptor signaling pathway.
UUCAUUUUCAAGAAGUUGAGCUCGAUUCAGGCCUGUUGGGCACUCCUUUGGCCAAUUCAGCAUCACCCCGGGGCCCCAGAGGGGGAUUUACGGCUGAAGCUUCCCUUCCUGAAGGGGUGGUGGUCAGGGAUCUUUCUUGGUGCAUUGAGCGGUGAUUGGAGGAGGCAGGUUGAGGGGUAGAGGUGCCGGGGAGGUGCCUGGCGGCCAGGUUGCCAGCUGUGCUGCUCCCUGUAAUCCUUCAGUGGGGUCAUGCGUCCAGGUUGGUCUGCCAUCCAGGGUUUCGGAGAACAUUGUUUGCCAUCCAAUGCUUCUGGUGGCCCGCACUGGCUGCGGAUGUCAGAAAGUUUGUGUUGGCCUGCCCCAUCUGUGCCCAAUGUAAGCCAUUGAAUCUUUUCCUGUCCCUUCUGGCCAAUGGUCUUACAUCGCCCUUGAUUUUGUCUCUGGCCUCUCCCCACCAAAGCUAAAACUGUAAUUCUCACUGUGGUGGAUCGCUUUUCUAAGGCAGUUAAUUUCAUUCCCCUGCCCAAACUGCCCUCCACCCGGAGGGAGUCCACCCAACUGAGCGACGUGGUUUCAGAUAGGGUUCCUCAGUUUGCCUCCCGGUUUCGGAAAGAGUUUUGUAGACAAGUCGGGGCCUCUGCGAGUAUCCAUCCUUAGACCAAUGGACAAUAUGAGCGGGCCAACCAGGAUCUUGAAAGAAUGCUCCACUGUCUGACAUCCAACAAUCCGAGUUCCUGAUGGAAUGUGCUCAUAACUCCCUUCCAGUGGCAGCUUUAGGUAUGUCUCCCUUUGAGUGCUCUGUGGGUUAUAAACUGCCUCUGUUUCCAUCACAGGAACCCGAAGCUGCGGUUCAAUCUGCCCUGGCUUUCGUUUAGCACUGCUGCCACACCUGGGAGAAAGUCAGGAGGGUGUUUGGUCCAUACCUCAGGACAAACCAAAGUAGUAACCGAUCAUAAUAAUCAAGGAAUUUUGCUAACUUCCAACAGUAGCCAAUUUUUAGGCGCUGUGUAAUAUCAUUGUGCCUGCUGCACCUGUGGUACGGCAGUAAAGUUCCGUAGCCACAUCAGGCUAGAAAAUCAAAAAUUUUCAUUUUCCGUCGGUCUUAGUACACGAUGUAGCUACAGAAGAGUCAAGUUUUGAAUAGGAAAAAUAUUGAAAUUCUUUGGUCAUUAUUAAGCGAGAUGCUGACGGUCUAAUCAGAGUUAAUGACCUAUGCUAAAGUAGCUAAAGUGCUACCACCUACUCAGAAAAUGGUAAAACACAACUGUUUAACUCUGAGGGAGUUUUCAAAAAUAGUGGAGUGUUCCCGAUUCACACUUAACAUGGUUCCAUGGAUAACAAAAAGUUUUUUUGGUGUAAAUUGCAGUAAACUGGUGUGUUUGACUUUGAUUGGGCAUGCACACUGUUUUUUUUUUUUUUUUUUUUUUUUUUUUUUUUUUUUAUUGCAUGUCAAAAGUCUUUAAAAUCACUUAAUGAGUCUCAGCUUUCCUUUUCCAUCCAUCAUCUGAGCAUUUUUAAAUGUAUCAUGUUUUAUUUAAACAUGAUCUAGACAGAAGUAUUUGACCCUUGCAAGGUGUUUCCCACGUGAACACCACAUUUUGAAUAUGCCAACCAAAACAAUGACAUAUGAUAUAAAGAUGACACAUAUGCACCAUAGUGUAUAAGCUUUAGAAGGUUAAUAUAAAUUAUUAACAACAAUGAAAAACCUAAGCGUGACAUAGCAUUGGAGAAAUAUAUUAAAUCAAUCAUUUAUUCAUUUGGAUGAAAAAAGCACACACCUCCCUGUUGCCAUGCACUGUGAAUGUGUGUGUCUGUGUCUGUAUGUACCCACAUCUUUCAUUUAAAAUCUUGAGCAAACACACAAAGAGCAGGCGGAGGCUGUAUCUGCUGACGUACAGCCAGUGGCUGUGAGCGAGAAUCCGUUUGCUCCGAGCCUCUGAAUCACACAGCAUCUCUACAGAAGCAUCUCCAACAAACAGAAGAGCAGCAGAGGAUUUUUGAAAACAAACAAUUGUAGAACUGCAACAUUUGUUAACUACACCUUCAGCUUUCAGAUUCCUCUAUUUUUAUUUAUUCCAUUAUAUGAAUCUUUUUUUUUCUUUUUUUUUUUUUACUCUAUAAUUUUUCAGCUUUAUUUUAUUUUUUUGUUUCCUCCGUAAUUUCCAUCCCUCAUCUGCUAUAUGUUCUUCCCCAUAUAUUUAUCUUAAAAAAGUCCUGAUGAACGACUCAUACCUGCAGUUUCUUGAAAGGCAGAAACCUGCAAACAGCACGUCUUUGCCUCCUAAUGGCAGCACCGUUGAUCCUCCAGCAGGGGCACUGUGCGAGCAGGUUCAGAUCCAGGCAGAGGUUUUUCUCACCUUGGGUAUUGUGAGUCUUCUGGAGAACAUCCUUGUCAUCUUGGCCGUGGUCAAGAACAAGAACCUUCACUCUCCGAUGUAUUUUUUCCUGUGCAGCCUGGCUGCCGCGGACAUGUUGGUGAGUGUUUCGAACUCUUUGGAGACCAUUGUCAUUGCCAUACUAAGCAGUCACCUUUUGGUGGCCAGUGACCAUUUUGUGCGUUUGAUGGACAAUGUGUUUGAUUCAAUGAUCUGUAUUUCUCUCGUGGCAUCAAUCUGCAACCUCUUGGCGAUUGCCAUCGACCGCUACGUCACAAUUUUCUACGCCUUACGCUACCACAGCAUAGUUACCGUACGCAGAGCGCUGGUGGCCAUCGCUGCGAUCUGGUUGGUGUGUGUGGUUUGUGGGAUCGUCUUCAUAGUGUACUCCGAGAGCAAGACCGUGAUUGUUUGUCUGAUCACAAUGUUCUUUGCCAUGCUGGUGCUCAUGGCCACUCUCUACGUACACAUGUUUCUUCUCGCCAGACUUCACGUCCAGAGAAUCGCAGCAUUACCCCCAGCGGCUGCCGGUAACCCAGCCCCACGUCAACGCAGCUGUAUGAAGGGAGCCGUGACCAUCUCCAUCCUCCUCGGUGUGUUUGUGUGCUGCUGGGCACCAUUUUUCCUCCACCUCAUUCUGCUGGUGUCCUGUCCACACCAUCCGCUCUGCCUCUGCUACAUGUCUCACUUCACCACGUACCUGGUCCUCAUUAUGUGCAACUCUGUGAUUGACCCCCUCAUCUACGCCUGCCGCAGUCUGGAAAUGAGGAAGACCUUUAAGGAGAUACUGUGCUGUUUUGGCUGUCAGCCUCCACUUUAGACAGAUUUGAAAGGAGACUGAAUGUACAAAGAAAAAGUUUAUCUUGAUGUAAGAUGCCAAAGCAUGGUGGUCAUAAUGAGGUUACAUAUCAAGAGAUAAGACAAAUGCAGACCGUAGCACUCAA